This is a messenger RNA of Penicillium cinerascens, 2124 nucleotides long. RefSeq names its product DDHD family phospholipase. Gene Ontology annotation, cellular component: cytoplasm. Lineage: Eukaryota; Fungi; Ascomycota; Eurotiomycetes; Eurotiales; Aspergillaceae. The record is from RefSeq and is a predicted model, not a curated record. Gene Ontology annotation, molecular function: metal ion binding; glycerophospholipase activity. The coding region runs from base 1 to 2124 and encodes 707 amino acids. The transcript has 4 exons.
AUGGAUGGACAAGAUUCUCAACCCGGCGUCCACGGAUUACAAGGUCCAAAUUCAACCAAGUCUCACACCCCACCUCAGGCUGGGAAUGGAUCGACUGCACCUUCAUCGGACCCCCAGCAGUAUCGCUUGUUUGGAGCGUACAUGAAUAGGAUCGUUGCCUACCAAGAUACCUUCACAGCCUGGCUCACCACUGAUGACUUCAUGUCGCGGGUCAGUAUCAGUGUAUAUCAGAAACUAGGCGGUGUCCCUGGGACCAAAGUAGUCCGGGGGAUGGUUGAACCCAGACGUGCAAAGGAAACACCUGACUCGAAAGGGCCGCAGCAAAAGCCCGUCGAGAAAACACCGGGCGCUAACAACAUCGAGACUCACGCCACGGAGACCGAGAAAUCGACCGAGCCACUCUCCGUGGAUGCACCCGAGUCGAAACUUGCGACUGAAUUGGAAAAUGCAGAGAGACGGCCGAAGUCAACAUUGGAGCGGCAAAUGUCGUCGCUUAAGGGAGAACCUCAAAAUCCGGCCGAGCUAGAGGAGCAAGCCCGUAGACAGGAAGAACAGGAGAUGGAGGAUCUCAGAGAAGUCGACAGUGAAGAUCGAGAGCGGGAGGUUGAACACCUGCUCCUGGUCGUCCAUGGGAUAGGAGAGCGUUUAGGGCAGCGUUUGGAGAGCAUUAAUUUCAUCCAUGACGUGAACGUGCUGCGGAAGACACUCAAGGGAGUCUACAAGGCCUCACCGGACCUCCAAGCCCUCAAUUCCGCUUUCGCGGACAGCAACGGUAACUGUCGAGUCCAAGUACUUCCUGUAUGCUGGCGUCGUCUCUUAGAUUUCCCUCAUCGAGGGGUUCGGCAGAACCGAAAGGAGCUUGACCUGACCGAAGCAGAUGCCAUUGAGGAUGAUGCGUAUCCUAGCUUGGCGGAUAUCACACUAGACAGUGUCCCUGCCGUUCGAAAUCUCAUUUCCGAUCUGGCGAUGGACGUGCUCCUAUACCAGAGUGGAUAUUGUGAACACAUCUCCAGUAUUGUGAAACAAGAGUGCAACCGAAUCCUCCAACUUUACAAAAAACGCAAUCCGUCUUUCCAAGGGACAGUCAGCCUAUACGGUCAUUCUCUCGGCAGCGCAAUCCUGUUUGACAUUCUAUGUCACCAACCUGCUGAGCCUGACCCCACCCAGGGGGAAAGCCCGCGGCCCAGGAACCUGAGGAUGUUUCAGACCAGCGAAACCCAGGCCGAAAUGCUGAAGGGGAAGACUAUUGCUGGAUACUCUCCCCUCCGUGCGAGAAAUCGUGACAGUGCUCUGGAGGACGGAAUUGAUCCUACAGUACUGGGUUCCCUCAGGGCUUCCAAACGAGACUCACGCGGCAGUGCUGGGGCUGACUUGGGGGACAACUCUGCCACCAUCUCAGCCCCGAAAUGCCGUGAUCUUUACAAUAUCUUCCAUCCGUCGGACCCGGUAAGUUACCGAAUUGAGCCGCUCAUUUCACCCGCAAUGGCAAGCUUGAAGCCCCAACCUUUACCUUCCGUCAAAAAAAGCCUAUGGACAGCUUCAGGGCAGAGUCUCUCCAUACUCGGAACUCGCAUGGGCCAGAGCGUAAAUUCGCUGUGGAGUAACUUUACAUCCGGCGUGGCGAGCAGCUUGCUGAACCGUAGCUUGGGCUUGAAUGCCGAAGGAGCCCCGUAUGGCACUGGUCCUGGGGGAAAACCGACGGAUGCUUCGCCCGGACAUAAACGCACUCAGUCCGGCCCGCCUCAGGAUGCUUCCCAGGAUUCCGAAGAUCAUGUCCCAACACUGAUCGAUCCCGAUAUCGAGACACUUUACGAUGGGUUCCAAAGGAGCAGAAGUAUCGACAGGAAAGACCACGCUCGCUCCUCGGAGACCGAGCCCGAGCUGGACGCCGAGGACCGGGAGCGGAAGUUGAAAUUCGAAGACGCCAAGGUGCGCUCCCUGAAUUCCAACGGUCGCGUUGACUACAGCAUACAGGAAGGACCAUUCGACAUCUCGUUGAUUGCCAGCAUUGCCAGUCACCUCAUGUACUGGGGGGACGAGGACGUCAACCACUUUAUACUCUCUCAGAUGCUUUCGAGGAAAUCACGGCAUCGAGGCAAACGGAACCAUAGAAGACCUGAAUAG